Sardina pilchardus (European sardine) is the source of this 1717-nucleotide messenger RNA. RefSeq names its product glypican 1a (gene gpc1a). Gene Ontology annotation, cellular component: extracellular region; synapse; plasma membrane. The coding region runs from base 1 to 1653 and encodes 550 amino acids. The record is from RefSeq and is a predicted model, not a curated record. Lineage: Eukaryota; Metazoa; Chordata; Actinopteri; Clupeiformes; Clupeidae. Gene Ontology annotation, biological process: negative regulation of fibroblast growth factor receptor signaling pathway; cell migration; regulation of protein localization to membrane. Gene Ontology annotation, molecular function: fibroblast growth factor binding. The transcript has 9 exons.
AUGGAUGUAACGGCGACAGUUCUGCUCCUCUCGCUGGCUGUCCCGGUACUACUGUCGGCGGACAGCGCGAGCAGCAAGGCGCGAAGCUGCGCUGAUGUUCGUCAGUUCUACAGCGGCAAGGGUUUCACGCUAAAUGGAGUUCCUCAGAGCGAGAUAUCUGGUGAACACCUGCGUGUGUGUCCUCAGGGCUACACAUGUUGUACCAGUGCCAUGGAGGAGACUCUUGUGGCUCUGAGUCGCAGAGAGCUGGAGGGACUUGUGAGAGAGGCGGGGAGAUCCGUCCAGGCCACACUCAACGCACAGUACCGCAGCUUUGACACGUACUUCCUGGAGCUGCUGGACGGUUCCGAGCGCUGGCUGGAGUCGGAGUUCCCGGAGGCGGUGGGCGCGCUCUACGAGCGGAACGCCGGGCUGUUCCGCGAGUUCUACGCCGACCUGCGGCGGUUCUACCGCGGAACCUCGCUGAGCCUGGACGAGGCGCUGGACGACCUCUGGACGCGCCUGCUCGAGCGCCGCCUCAAGGCCACGCCCAACGUCACCACGGCGACCGACGGCCUGACGGACGACUUCCUGGAGUGCGGCGUGAAGCAGGCGGAGGCUCAGCAGCCGUACGGAGACGCUCCGCGCGACAUGAAGGCCGCCCUGCUCAGGACGCUCAUCAGCGCACGAGCCUUCACACAGGCCCUGACCAGCGCAGGAGAGGUGGUCCGCAAAGUCUCACAGGUUCCCCUGAGUGCUGAGUGUAAUCGUGCCAUUAUGAAGCUGGUGUACUGUGGCCAGUGUCGGGGGCUGGGUGGGCUGAAGCCGUGUCCCAACUACUGCAGCAACGUCAUGAAGGGAUGCCUCGCCAACCAGGCCGACCUGCAGGCAGAGUGGGAAAGCCUGAUCGAUGCUCUGCUUGAGGUGGCCGAUAGCUUCGGCUCGUCUCCAGGUCUGGACUCGGUUCUGUUCUCCAUCCCCGUGUGGAUCUCUGAAGCUCUGCUCAGCCUGCAGGACAACAUGGCUGCCUUCAGAAACAAGGUGUGGCAGGCAUGUGGGAGCCCAACAGUAGAGCCGACGGAGAGCACGGACUCUGAGGACAGGAAGAGGAGGAGCAUCACAGUGUUGCACUACAAAACCAGCUCUACUGCUGCUGUUCGUCUGGAGGUGCAGGUGUCUGAUGUGUCCAGUAAGCUGAAGGAGAUGCUGGAGUUCUGGCUUCAGCUUCCAGUCGCCCUCUGCAAGAGCAAAGCUGCCACUAGCACAGACAGGUGUUGGAACGGCAACACUAAGGCCAGGUACCUGCCGGAGGUGAUGGGCGACGGCCUGGCCAGCCAGAUCAACAACCCCGAGGUGGACGUGGACAUCACCAAGCCAGACAUGAGCGUCCGGCAGCAGAUCAUGCAGCUGAAGAUCACCACCAGCCGACUGCUCACCGCCCUUAGUGGACAGGACGUGGACUUCCAGGACAACAGUGAUGACAUCAGCGGCUCAGGAAGUGGCCUGUGUUUAGGCCAGGCCUGUGUCCACUCUCGGGUGCUGGUCUCCAGGGGCAACCGGCCCAGGUACUACGCCCCUGAGAACAAGAGAGUGAAAGGAACAGCCAAUCAGGGCCUUCCAUGUCACGGCCUCCUUCUGCUCUCAUUGGCCAGCGGGGCGCUGCUCAGGCGGUAAUGGGCAGGCCAUUGGAGGGCCAGGACUCUUUUUUUAGUUUCCAUGUCAGCGAGGGUUUUUUAGU